Molecule: messenger RNA, 1932 nt
Organism: Chlorella variabilis
Lineage: Eukaryota; Viridiplantae; Chlorophyta; Trebouxiophyceae; Chlorellales; Chlorellaceae
Exons: 9
Coding region: 1-1932 (643 amino acids)
Cellular component (GO): Golgi apparatus; endoplasmic reticulum
Source: RefSeq, a predicted model, not a curated record
AUGGCGGAGCUGGAGAAGCUCAGGAAGGAGCUGGCGAGCAAGGUCAAGUCGUAUGAGGGCAAGCUGGCCACGUUGACCGCCAUCAACAGCGCCCUGCAGAGCGAGAACGAGGACCUGCGGCGGCAGCUGAAGGCGGCGGCGGCACCCACCACCGCCACGGAGGCGGAGGUGGCGGAGCUUCAGGAGGAGUUUGCACGGCGGCUGGGCGCCGCUGACCGCACCAUUGCCCAGCUCUCUGAUGACAAGGAGCUUCUGAGGGCGCAGCUGGCGGUGGCCAGCCAGGGCAGCGGCGCCAGCGAGUCCCGGCUGGCGGAGCGGGAAGAGCACAUCCAGCAGCUGCAGGUGGAGGGCGAGAAGCUGUCCCGCAAGAAUGGAGAGCUGGAGGCAGCUGCGCGGCGGGUGCGGGCCCAGCUGCGGGACGCCGAGGCCGACAGGGAGAAGCUGGGCGGGCGCAUCGCCAAGCUCGAAACGCAGCUGGCGGCCGCCAGCGAGCGCGCCGAGCGCGCCGAGCAGCAGCUGGCCAGCCGGCAGGAGGAGAUGGAGGAGGAGGUGCGGCGGGUGCGGAUGGAGGCGGCGGCGGCGCUGGCGGCGGUGCGCCAGGUGGCGGCCGCCGCCAAGGAGCGCACCGAACAGGAGUCGGCGCGGGAGAGCGAGGAGGCUCUGACGGCUACCAUUGAAAGGGAGGCGGAGCUACGGGCGGCGCUGGCCGAGACAAACAUCCGGUUUGAGCGGGCGGCGGCAGACUGGGCGGACCGAGAGGUGGAGCUACGGGGAGAGGCUGCUGACCUGGAGCAGCGGCUGCGGCAGGCGGAGGGCGCUGCUCAGGCGCUGCAGAGCGGCGCGGGCGACGCCACGCGCCCACUGCUUCGCCAGAUAGAGUCGAUGGCUGCCGCGGCGGCCGCGGCGCAGGCGGCGGCGCGCGAAACCGAGGCGCAGCUGCGCCUGCAGCUGCGGGCGACCGCGCAGCAGCAGGCGGCAGGCGCCGAGGCGCUGCGACGCGCCGAGGAGCGGUACGCGGCGGCCGAGGCGGCCGGGCAGGCGGCCGGGCAGGCGGCCGCCGCCGCGCGGAGCGCGGCGGCGGACGCGGAGCAGCGGCAGGGCGAGGACCGGCGGCGCUGCGAGCAGCUGGAACGCGACUUGGUGGCGCUGCGGCAGGCGGCAGAGGCUGCCGCCGCCUCGGCUGCAGAGCAGCUGGCGGAGCAGCGGGGCGAGGUGCAAUCGCUGCAGGAGCAGCUGUGGGACGCGCAGGAGGAGCUGCGGGGCGUGGCCGCCGCCGCGGCAGCCGCCAGCGCGGCGGCGGCGGCGGCGGGUGGUGCGGGGCGCGCGGCGCAGGGCGCGUCUGCCACGCAGCAGCAGGGGCAGCAGGGGCAGCAGCAGCAGCAGCAGGGGCAGCAGGUUGGCGGCGCCGGCAAGUGGCUUUCGGCGGUGAACGUCCGCGAGGCGGCCGCCGCCAACGGCACCACCGACCGUCCCUCCUCUGAUGAGGAGGAUGAGAUGGAGGUUCUCGUGCGCUCCAUGACAGCACUGUCCCCAAGCAGCAGCAGCCUGGCGGCCGAGGCGGCGGCGCUCUCGCCCCGCCCGCACCUGCCGGUCAGCACCUCGGCAUCUGACGCCCGGGUGGCGGCGCUGGAGCAGCAGCUGUCGGCCGCGGAGCAGCAGCGCGAGGCGGCCAGCCAGCAGCUGCUGGCGGCGCUGCAGCGCGCGGAGGCGGCGGCCGGCGACGCGCGGCUGUCGCUCAUGCUGGAACUGCUGGGGGAGCGGAAUGAGCGCAUCGAGCAGCUGGAGCUGGACGUGAAGGUACGGUACCGCCGCACCGCAGCUGUACCGCAGGCGGCUGCCUGCACUGCUAGGCAGGGUGGCAGCAUGCCGCUGCACCUCGCAGCGCACCCCUACCUGGUGGUCGCUAUCACCUGCGCCGCCUGGCCCCGGUGA